AUGGCGGGAGAAAGCCCGAAGAAGGUUUAUGGUCUCAAUGUCAUCUCGCACCUACUUACUUACCUUUACCCUAAGAAACUAGAAACUGUAAACGCCGGUUCCGAGUGGGAACUCGAGAAUGCCAAGUGUAAAGAUAACGCCCAACGCUCUCUUAAAUUCAAUCGGCCUCUUUCCCCACCAGAGAGCACUUUCUCUGCACCUGCCACCAUCUCACAGCGUUCAAUACACACACACUCAAUGGCCACAGACUCCUCCUCGCCGUUAGGCAUGCGCGAGCAACUCCUAAAAACAACUGCGUUAUUCCUGACGUCGUUCAACAAAUUCACACCUGAAUCCGUCGUCGCCCACCGCAGUCCCAAAUGCAUCCACCGGGUCGUCCCCUCAACCAUCAAAGCGCCGCCCCGCAACAACGCCGAAAUCGCUGGGCUCACCGAGCAACUCAAGAGUGUCAUGUCGUCCUUCCGCGUCGAGAUGGUGUCGAAAUUUGAGCCUAUCGUCGACGUGGCCGGUCGCAAGGUGGUGCUGCAUCUGCGAUCGUCGUCCGAGACCAUAGUCGGCGCGUACGACAACGAGUACAUGUGGAGUCUGACCAUGAACGAGACGGGCACGGAGAUUGAUGAGGUGCUUGAGUUUGCGGAUAGUUACUGCACGUUUCAGUGGGCCGCCAAGCUGAAGGACGCGGUCAAGAAUGACGAGGGCGUGGCUAUGUAACGUGGCGAGGGGAUUUGGGGCCAGAUAUCUUGAAUUGUAAUGCGAUGGGAUGGCAAUCUAGGUCACUUGGCCCUGUGUGGAAGGAUUCGUGCUUAUCUUCCCCGCAAAGCUUGGCGUAUGAUACUCAUGCCGGGCAAACAACAGCACGGUUAGGAUGAUUAGACUAAGAACAUUUCACAAUGAGAAUGACAGGGGAGGAAGUAACCAAUUACCGCACCGAGCAGUAGUCGCUCUGCCAUACUGUAACCCCGUAGUUUGAUAUCCAACAAGAUCGCGCAUGAGUGGUAGCAGAUGAUCAGUCGGGGCAUCGUCUGUCAGAACCGAAUUAACGUUCCAUACCCACAUCCGGGAC
This is a messenger RNA of Pseudomassariella vexata, 1063 nucleotides long. RefSeq lists its product as uncharacterized. The transcript is spliced from 2 exons. The coding region runs from base 1 to 711 and encodes 236 amino acids. The record is from RefSeq and is a predicted model, not a curated record. NCBI's taxonomy places the organism in Eukaryota, Fungi, Ascomycota, Sordariomycetes, Amphisphaeriales, Pseudomassariaceae.